CUCUGGUCGGGUUGGGCAAAACCUAACUAGAGAAAGAGCGUAAUAAACAAGACAUAUCUGAUCAACCCGACCCACUUUAACCUCUUUGUUGGCCGCGUAACAUGUUCUAACGCGGCCAUCUCACAAAGAACAUACAUUAAACAAAACCCACAAGAACCAAGAAAGAAGAACCCUAGUUUGCAUUCACAAGCCACAUCUCAUAACAUAUUAGCUUGAUAUACACGUCAAGUGAUAUAUAUAAAAGAUGGUGAGAAUAAGAGAAAACCUUACAUUUUCGGUCUCAACACCGGCGCUUCGAGAGGUCAAAACGGCGGCAACAACGCCUUUAGCCUCACAGAAACCAAAACAACGGUUAACAAAACAACUAUCUAUGUGUGAGUCACCAAGAGACAUUGCUUGGGAAAGAAGAAAACGUCAGAUGAUAAUGAUUCAAGAGAAGAAGAUGCGCGUUUCAGACAAUCUUAGUGAACAGAAGAAACUAACCGAUGAGGAUUUAAACGAGCUUAAAGGAUCCAUUGAGCUAGGUUUUGGUUUCAAUGAAGAAGCAGGACAAAAGCUUUGCAAUACAUUACCAGCUCUUGAUCUUUACUUUGCAGUGAAUCGUCACCUCUCACCUCUGGCUUCACCUAGCAGUAGCCGUAGCAGCAGCGCAUCUGCAUCAGCUUUCUCGAUGAAUAUACCAUGUAGCCCGAAGAAAACUGAUUCAGAUUCAUUAAAGAUCGUGUGUCCAGGGGACAAUCCGCAACAAGUGAAGCAGAGAUUGAGACAUUGGGCACAAGCAGUUGCAUGUUCUGUGAUGCAGACAUAUUGAUAAGUGUAUAUGUGAUUGUAAGAUUUUCUUUUAAAGGAUGGGAAGUAAGAGAAUCACUUUAUGGCUGUGUAUAUACUUUGUGUAAAGAGAACAAAAGAUAAGAAACAAUAAAGCCUUUCUUGUUCAUAAACUGUAUAUACCAAAAAGAUUUUGAUAUGGUCUUGGAUUGUGUAAUAAAAAAGUGAGAAAUUCUUUUGA
This is a messenger RNA of Brassica rapa (field mustard), 1009 nucleotides long. RefSeq lists its product as uncharacterized. The record is from RefSeq and is a predicted model, not a curated record. NCBI's taxonomy places the organism in Eukaryota, Viridiplantae, Streptophyta, Magnoliopsida, Brassicales, Brassicaceae.